This is a messenger RNA of Myotis davidii, 3282 nucleotides long. RefSeq names its product transmembrane protein 67 (gene TMEM67). The record is from RefSeq and is a predicted model, not a curated record. The transcript has 25 exons. Gene Ontology annotation, cellular component: MKS complex; ciliary transition zone. The annotation marks the transcript as partial. Lineage: Eukaryota; Metazoa; Chordata; Mammalia; Chiroptera; Vespertilionidae. Gene Ontology annotation, biological process: cilium assembly.
GCCGCGGCGGGCUCGGCGAUGGCUCUCUGGUCCAGCUGGGCGGUCGCGGCCGUGACCGUGUUCCUCCAGUGGGUCCUCCCUGGCGUCUCGCAGGCCCAGACCUUCUCCUUCCCUUUCCGGCAGCCGGAGACCUGCGGCCGCAGCCAGUACUUCGACAUCUCCGCGCUCUCCUGCGCCCCGUGCGGAGCCCACCAGCGGCAGGACGCCCGAGGAACUUCAUGUGUGUGUCUACCAGGAUUUCAGAUGAUCUCUAAUAAUGGAGGAGCUGAUAUUAUUUGUAAAAAGUGCCCAGAAGACAAGACAAGUAAGACUAAACUUACUUGGCUAUUAAAUUCUGUUGAAUGUUGUUUUAUCUUUGUAAAUGACUCUUGGUUGACUGCAGAAGGAAAAUGCCACUGCCCCCCUGGCCAUAUUUUAGUGGAAAGGGAUAUAAAUGGAACGUUGUUGUCUCAAGCAACUUGUAAGCUCUGUGAUGGAACGGAAAACUCUUUUACAGUAGCAAAUACCUUAGGAAACAGGUGUGUCCGAUGUGAGCCAACAUUCAUUAAUACCAGCAGGUCCUGUGCGUGUUUAGAACCUAACACUUUAACAGGGGGCUUAUGUUUCGGCAGCACAGGGAAUUUUCCUCCACCUAUGAUUUCACCUGCACGUUAUGGAGAGCUUGUGAGUAUGUUUACAUUUUUUGUUUCAUUAAGAAUAUUUCUGCAUUUCUUUGAUCAUGCAGAUAUCGAGGUCCCAAAGCAGGAGUUACCUGGCUUGUUCAUGCUUAAGAUACAGGAAAGAGGCUGGAGUGGCAGGAGCAGAGAGCAGGGGAAGUGGAGAAGUGAGUUCAGGGAUGAUAGGCAUGGCUGUGGCAAGGAUCUGGGGUUUACUGUAGGGGAGCUUUGUCCAGACACAGAAACAAGAUUAAAUGCAGCGUAUUCUUUUGGAACAACCUAUCAACAAGACUGUGUAAUUCCUGUCUCUAAGAUCUUAACUGACUUCCCCACUCCUAUAUUUUUUGAUUUAUACCUUGAAUAUACCGAUGAAAAUCAACACCAAUAUAUUUGGGCUCUGCCUGUGUUAAACCUAAAUCUUCAACACAAUAAAAUAUUUGUGAACCAAGACAGUAACUCUGGCAAGUGGCUUCUGACUCGGCGCAUUUUCUUAGUGGAUGCACUAAGUGGACGAGAAAAUGACUUAGGAAGUCAGCCAAGAUUAAUUCGAAUUGCUACGCGGAUAUCACUGAGCAUCCACCUUGUACCCAACACAAAAAAAGGAAACAUCUACCCUCCCUUGAUUACCAUUGGCUACAGUGACAUUGAUGUCAAAGAUCCCAACAGCCAGUUUGUGAAGGUUUCUUUCUCUGUCGAAUAUGAAAUGAAUCAAGAAGCAGCGCGUAUCCAGACAGAUAUUGCUUUGGGUGUGUUGGGUGGGCUCGCUGUUUUAACAUCUCUUUUGAAGACGGCGGGGUGGAAGAGGCGCAUUGGGAGUCCUAUGAUUGACCUACAGACAGUUAUGAAGUUCAUGGUGUACUAUGCUGGUGACCUGACCAAUGUAUUUGUUAUCAUCACGGUGGCAACGGGUCUUUACUGGCUUAUUUUCUUCAAAGCACAGAAGUCUGUCUCUGUGUUUCUGCCAACGCCGACUCAGGAAGAACGUUUUGUUACUUUUGUGGGAUGUGCUUUUGCUCUGAAGGCUCUGCAAUUUUUGCAUAAGCUCGUAUCCCAGGUUACCAUUGAUAUAUUCUUUAUCGAUUGGGAGCGACCUAAAGGGAAGGUUCUUAAAGCUGUCGAAGGUGAGGGUGGUGUGAGGAGUGCUACCGUUCCCGUAAGCAUAUGGAGAACAUAUUUUGUAGCAAAUGAAUGGAAUGAAAUUCAGACUGUGAGAAAAAUUAAUCCACUUUUUCAAGUACUUACUGUCCUCUUCUUUUUGGAGGUUGUGGGAUUUAAGAACUUAGCAUUAAUGGAUUCAUCCUCUAGUCUUUCCAGAGACCCAUCCAGCUACAUAGCUCCAUAUAGUCGCAUUCUGAGAUAUGCAGUGUCUUCCGCUCUCUGGCUAGUGAUUGGAAUGAUACAGAUCCUGUUCUUUGCUGUCUUUUAUGAGAGAUUUAUAGAAGAUAAAAUUCGGCAGUUUGUGGAUUUAUGCUCUAUGAGCAAUAUAUCAGUGUUUCUGUUAUCCCACAAAUGUUUUGGAUAUUACAUUCACGGUAGAUCAGUACACGGGCAUGCAGAUACUAACAUGGAAGAAAUGAAUAUGAAUCUGAAAAGAGAAGCGGAAAACUUGUGUAGCCAGAGAGGUUUGGUGCCCAACACAGAGGGUCAGACCUUCCAGAUUGCAAUUUCUGGCCAGAUGAGACAGCACUAUGACAGAAUUCACGAGACGCUAACAAGGAAAAAUGGCCCUGCUAGACUAUUGAGUUCAUCAGCAAGUACUUUUGAGCAGAGUAUAAAGGCAUAUAAUACUAUGAAUAAAUUCCUUGGCUCUUUCAUCGAUCAUGUUCAUAAGGACAUGGACUACUUUAUAAAAGAUAAAUUGCUUCUUGAAAAAAUUCUUGGAAUAGAAUUCAUGGAACCAAUGGAAAAAAGCAUCUUUUAUAAUGAUGACGGUUAUUCAUUCAGCAGCGUUCUGUAUUAUGGAAAUGAAGCCACUCUUCUUAUUUAUGAUCUGCUGUUCUUCUGUAUUGUGGACUUGGCUUGCCAAAACUUUAUUUUAGCAGCCUUCCUUACAUAUCUACAACAAGAGGUUUUUAAAUUUAUUCGUAAUAUAGUAGGACAGAAGAAUUUGGCAUCCAAAACAUUGGUGGAUCAAAGGUUUUUGAUUUAAUUUAUUGAAUAGAUAACUUAAAAACUCAAUAUAAUCAUAGCCAAAAAAGGUCAUGAUUAUCAGGUUUGCCAUAUUUUUUAAUACAAAUUAUUAUAUUUUUAUUUGUUUUUAAACUAUAGAAAGACUUAUUUUUAUAAUUUGUGGAUACAUAAUUUGCUCUGAAAGUAUAUAAUAUGAUAUAAUGGAAAAUACUGUGUUACCAUUAUAUGUAGUAUUUAAUUCACCAACUCAUAGAUUAGACAGCACUGUCAAUGGGGCAAUAAAAACCCAAAUGUUGCUUUCAGCGUAACACUUUUUAAUAAUUUCAAAACAGUGCCCAUCAUUUGUCUCUGGAUUAUUUUUAAGCUUGGAUUUGCCUGCAUUUUCUCACAUUGAAAAAAUUAUUUGAUUUCAAGUUCAAGCCUAGUUUUUAGUUUAGUGUUUUCUUGUUUUACAUAUUUUAUGAUUAAAUAAAUGUUGAGAAACAUUUUUAAGUUU